Molecule: messenger RNA, 288 nt
Organism: Melanaphis sacchari
Lineage: Eukaryota; Metazoa; Arthropoda; Insecta; Hemiptera; Aphididae
Exons: 3
Coding region: 37-288 (83 amino acids)
Source: RefSeq, a predicted model, not a curated record
CGUAUAAAUAGAAAGAAAUCACUUAAUAAACAAGUUAUGGGACAAAUGCGAAUAACAAAUCGCAGACUGUGUUACUUUGUAGUGUAUACCCCUAAUUGGACAAGUAUACAGGAAAUUCAAUAUGACGAAGUAUUUUGGAACACAAAAAUGGCCGAAAAACUUAAAAGGUUUUACAUGGAAUGUUUAUUACCAGAAAUUGUCGACCCACUUUAUGGUAGACGCUUCGAAAUCACGGAUAUUAGAGAACCCGAAUAUAUAAAGGAGGCACAAAGAAAAAAAUUAAAAUAG